This is a messenger RNA of Zophobas morio, 1112 nucleotides long. RefSeq names its product ornithine decarboxylase-like. The record is from RefSeq and is a predicted model, not a curated record. Bases 89 to 1009 code for a protein of 306 amino acids. Gene Ontology annotation, cellular component: cytoplasm. Lineage: Eukaryota; Metazoa; Arthropoda; Insecta; Coleoptera; Tenebrionidae. Gene Ontology annotation, molecular function: ornithine decarboxylase activity. The transcript is spliced from 5 exons.
AUAAGCCUCGGUUGUGGUUUUGAUUGUGCUUCGAAAAAUGAAAUUAAGAAGGUAUUAGAGCUGGGAGUCAAACCGGAGAAUAUUAUAUAUGCCAACCCCUGCAAACAAGACUCCUAUAUUCGAUAUGCCCGGGAGAAUACUUACAAACGACGAGCAUUCCCUAUGCCAGCUUGGCUCUAAGUUUGGAACUCCCCCGUCUGCCUUGUCUCCACUUUUUAAACUUGCAAAGCAGCUGAAAUUAAGAAUUAUAGGUGUAAGUUUUCACGUAGGAAGCGGUUGCUUUAGUGCAAAAGCAUUUGGCGACGCAAUCUCACGAGCAAGGCUAGUCUUUGACCUAGCCGAAAAACUUAGUAUGCCUUUACGCGUUCUGGAUCUUGGGGGCGGUUUUCCUGGAAUAGACGAAGUUAUUACUUUCUCUCAAGUUGCCUUAGUUAUAAACCGGGCUUUAAACAAGUACUUUCCCUUUGUUAAGUUCAAAGAUUUAUCUGUAAUCGCCGAGCCCGGUCGAUUCUUCGUUACCACUUCACACUCUCUGGCUGUUAACGUGAUUGCUAAGAGAACUUGCUUGUAUCCAGUACAACGCAGGGUAAGCGAUUCUUUGGAAGUAGAUUCCUUAGAACUUGAUAACGAAGACAGCCACGUUCAAACUUUAGAGAAGACUAAGUUGGCGCCCCCCUCAUGUAUGUACUACGUAAAUGAUGGGGUAUAUGGUUCGUUCAAUUGCAUAAUAUUCGAUCACGCCUCUGUCAAGGCCGUGCCGCUUUGCAACCAAUAUGGUUCUGAGUUUCCAGAACACUCUGAGCUUCGGUCAUGCAGCAUCUGGGGGCCCACUUGCGAUGCGAUGGACUGCAUAUUGAAAGAUGCGCUGUUGCCAGAAAUGGAAGUUGGAGAUUGGAUCCUUUUCCCUAACAUGGGGGCCUACACCACCGCCGCGGCUUCCACUUUUAACGGCAUGGAGGCUCCCGACGUAGUAUACGUCGAUUCCCGCUUUGCUGUUGAAUACGCUUGAUCCUUAACUCUACUUAUACACACCGAGGAAAGCUAAAGGACCUUUUAUUACGCAUAAGGGUGUUAAAGAGCGGUUAGCCGAAAACAUCAUUUUCAUUGGAUCG